Molecule: messenger RNA, 132 nt
Organism: Funneliformis mosseae
Lineage: Eukaryota; Fungi; Glomeromycota; Glomeromycetes; Glomerales; Glomeraceae
Source: the annotation of a GenBank genome assembly
AAAGUGGCUGAAGAAGCUUAUGAGGUGUUUUUGGCACAUGAUCAAAAUAGAAAAUGUAAGAAGCAAAGUAAAGUGGCCGAAAAGACUAAUGAAGAAUGUGAGUCACAUCUAAUAGCUGAAGAGGAAGCUUAA